Molecule: messenger RNA, 513 nt
Organism: Medioppia subpectinata
Lineage: Eukaryota; Metazoa; Arthropoda; Arachnida; Sarcoptiformes; Oppiidae
Source: the annotation of a GenBank genome assembly
CUCCUAAAGGCAUACCCAUUGGUAACUCAAUGCACGACAACCGGUGUAUUGCUUGGGACGGGAGAUGUGAUCGCACAGAAAGGGUUGGAGAAAAGACAUGAAAUUAAUUGGAAACGGACGGCAAAGUUCGCCGCAUUUGGACUCUUAUUUAUUGGACCUGUUUUUAGAAAUUGGAUAUUAUUUCUGGAGAGAUUGUACGGCACGAGCGGCGCAUUUACUCCCAUCAAGAAAGUGCUCACCGAACAGUUAUUUUUCGCACCUGUACUACAAUUGACGUGCAUCGGAGUGUUGGGCGCAAUGAAUGGCCAUUCGUUGGCCCAAAUGGAGGCCCGCAUUCGUAAUGAUUACUGGGAUAUAAUGUGUGCCGUUUGGAAAGUGUGGCCAUUCGUCGGUUUAGUGAACCACUAUUUUAUUGCAGUCAACUAUAAAGUACUGGUCAUAGCAUUUGUCUCAUUCUUUUGGAAUAUAUACUACACGUGGAAAAUGGGCGAAAAGGGUGACCAAAAGAGUUAA